Molecule: messenger RNA, 2540 nt
Organism: Solanum stenotomum
Lineage: Eukaryota; Viridiplantae; Streptophyta; Magnoliopsida; Solanales; Solanaceae
Product: AP2-like ethylene-responsive transcription factor ANT
Exons: 9
Coding region: 517-2490 (657 amino acids)
Biological process (GO): regulation of DNA-templated transcription
Molecular function (GO): DNA binding; DNA-binding transcription factor activity
Source: RefSeq, a predicted model, not a curated record
GCAUUUGGGCAUUUUUUUCCUUUUUCUUGGUCUUGGGUGUCUCUAAGCUUCUUUAAGAAAAAAAAGAUAAAUUUUUUUUGAAAAAAAAAGAGCAUAUAGUAUAUGUGUAGUGAGAUAGAAUAUCUAUUUUACACAGAUCCCUAUGGCUAUUUGGAAUGCUGGGGUGCUAUCCAACAUUGCUUGCUGAAACUCAUUCUCUUUGUUUAGUUUAAAAGGUCCAGUUUUUGUUCCUUUUUUAAGAGUAAGGAGAAUGAGAAACUUCAAAAAAGAGAGUUUUGGGCUUUUUUCUUCACCUAGAUUGAAGUGAAGAUUUCUUUUUCUUUUUUGCUUGUGUGAUUGAGCAUAAAUAUUUUCUUGGGGUUCUUAAGUUCUUUGAUGUGAAUCUUGAAAUUUUAAAGGUAAAAAAAACCCUUUCUUGUUUUGAAAUGAUUACUCUAAGUUCUCUCAAUGAUUGUGAACUAUCUUGAACUACAGAAAAGAACACUUUUUGUAACUUACAAGAGCCUCAACAACUGAAUGAAGAUGAAGGCUAUGAAUGAUGAUAGCAGAAGUAACAACAAUAAUAGUAGUAGUAGUAAUAAUAAUAAUCAUAACAGUGCAGCUGCUAAUAGUAACUGGUUGGGUUUUUCUCUCUCACCCCACAUGAAAAUGGAGGUUACUAAUUCUUCUGAAACUCAACAUCUACAUCAAUUUGCUCAAAGUUUCUAUCUUUCAUCAUCUUCUCCUCCUCCUCCUCCAAUGAAUGUAUCAACAACCUCUGCUCUCUGUUAUGAAAAUAACCCUUUUCAUUCUUCCUUAUCUGUGAUGCCUUUAAAAUCUGAUGGUUCUCUUUGCAUAAUGGAAGCUCUAUCAAGAUCUCAUGCUGAUGCUAUGGUGCAAAGUUCUUCACCUAAGCUUGAGGACUUUUUAGGUGGUGCAAGUAUGGGAAAUAGUCAAUAUGGAAGUCAUGAUAGGGAGGCUAUGGCUUUAAGCUUAGAUAGUUUGUAUUAUCAUCAAAAUGAAGAAGAGAUUCAAGUUCAUAGUCAUCAUCCUUACUAUUCUCCCAUGCAUUGUCAUGGCAUGUAUCACCAAGAAUCACUAUUGGAAGAAACAAAACCAACUCAAAUUUCGAACUGUGAUGCUCAAAUGACUGGAAAUGAGCUGAAAAGUUGGGGCCACUAUGCUGAACAACAUGCUAUUGACCAACAAAUAAAUGCCACCUGCAGCAUGGUUGCAGCAGCAGCAGCUGGUGGUGGUGGUACUUCUGGUUGUAAUGAUUUGCAGUCUUUAAGCUUGUCUAUGAAUCCUGGUUCUCAGUCCAGCUGUGUCACUCCAAGACAAAUUUCUCCUACUGGACUGGAAUGUGUAGCUGUAGAAUCAAAGAAGAGGGCUUCUGGUAAAGUUGCUCAAAAACAACCUGUCCACAGGAAAUCCAUUGACACAUUUGGUCAGAGAACUUCUCAGUAUAGAGGUGUCACUAGACAUAGGUGGACAGGUAGGUAUGAGGCACAUUUAUGGGAUAAUAGUUGCAAGAAGGAAGGGCAGACCAGGAAAGGGAGACAAGUUUAUCUUGGUGGCUAUGAUAUGGAAGAAAAAGCUGCUAGAGCAUAUGAUCAAGCUGCACUAAAAUAUUGGGGUCCUUCAACUCACAUCAAUUUCCCAUUAGAAAAUUAUCAGAAAGAGCUUGAUGACAUGAAGAAUAUGACCAGGCAAGAAUAUGUUGCACAUUUAAGAAGGAAAAGUAGUGGAUUCUCAAGAGGUGCUUCUAUUUACAGAGGAGUGACAAGGCACCAUCAACAUGGAAGAUGGCAAGCUAGAAUUGGAAGAGUUGCUGGGAACAAAGAUCUUUAUCUUGGCACUUUUAGCACACAAGAAGAAGCAGCAGAGGCUUAUGAUGUUGCUGCAAUCAAAUUCAGGGGUGUAAAUGCUGUGACAAACUUUGACAUAUCGCGAUACGACGUUGGAAAGAUCAUGGCUAGUAAUACUCUGCCUGCUGGUGAAUUAGCUAGGAGAACUAAAGAAAGAGAGCCAAUUGAAUACAACAACAAUAACAUAGAAGGUGUUGGUGGUCACAAGAAUGAGGAAUGUGUUGACAACAACAACAAUGGGAAUAUCACAGAUUGGAAAAUGGUGUUAUAUCAAACAUCUAAUCCUUCAUUAGGAUUGAAUUAUCGCAACCCUACAUCAUUCUCCAUGGCAUUACAAGAUUUGAUUGGCAUCGAUUCGAUGACUAAUUCAAAUAACCAUCAUGCCACAAUUCUUGAUCAUGAACAGAACAAGAUUGGUAACCACUUUUCAAAUACUUCAUCUUUGGUAACUAGUCUUGGUAGUUCAAGAGAACCAAGUCCUGAUAAAAGUGCUACUGCUGCCUCAUUAGUCUUUGCUAAGCCUACAAAAUUCACUGUCCCAACGGCAACUAGUGUCAAUGCUUGUAUUCCCUCAGCUCAAUUAAGGCCUAUUCCAGUCUCCAUGGCUCACCUACCAGUCUUUGCAGCUUUGAAUGAUGCAUGAAAAAUUGCUUUUUUUGGUUACAUGUUGUAACUUGUUUCUUUUUUUUUUUU